AAUCAAGAAAACGAAAUGGCCACCUUUUAAUUCAACCUAUUAUCAUUUCGCGAAUUAAAAUUGUAAUAUGACAGGAACAGAGAAAAAGGAAUUGUAAUUUUCUAUAAGAUCUUGCCUUCAGCUAUAAAAAAGACCAAACCCUUCCUGAGCUAGUUCAUUGCAAGAAACCGAGAGAGCAGAGCUCAAACUAGUGCGUUCAAAGCAUCUGUUCCCCCACCGUCAGUUUCCUGCUCAAUUUGUCCGUCUCUUUAACUCUCUUGCGUCUGAAAAAUAUGGCAUUUCAGAACAACCUACUGGUCUGCACGCCAUUAGAAUGCGAAACGGCCGGGGAAAUGUUAAGCUGCAUGGAGAAAGCAAGGGGCGAAGGUGCUGACCUUGUGGAGCUUCGCGUUGAUUCCAUGUCGUUCUCUCACAUUUCUCAAGUUGAGAAACUGAUUAAGCUCAGAACUUUACCUGCUAUUGUUUCUUUCAGGUCCAAAACAUCAAAGAUCUCAAGCAAUGGGGACAGCAAGAAAACUUGUUUGCAAGUACUGAGCUUGGCCCUGGACUUAGAUGUUGAAUUUGUCGAAAUGGAAUACGAGGUAGUCACUCGAUCACGUAUACCUUGCCUGCCUUCAUUUAAGAUUGUUCUGUCUCAAAGUGCCAUGGCUGAAUAUAUAUACAACCGAUCCAGUGGUAAAUUGAUUGUUUCAAGCUAUGUGAAUGGAGGGAAACCUUCCGCGGAGAAACUUGGUAAUCUAAUUGCUAAUCUGCAAUCUACUGGGGCAGAUGUGAUCAAGCUAGUUAUCAAUGUGGAUUACAUCACGGAUUUGGCACCUGUUUUUAAGAUGCUUGCUCACUGCCAGGUACCCUUGAUUGCUCUUGCAGUAGGCAGUAGAGGCCUUAUAAGCCAACUGUUGGGCCCUAAGUUCGGUGGGUUUUUGGUAUAUGGAUCCCUACGGGAUAAGGCAGUCCCUGGCAUGCCAACUCUAUUCAGUCUGAGGCAUGUUUAUAAGCUUGAAUAUAUAAAUUCAGACACCAAAGUGUUUGGUCUAAUUUCAAAUCCAGUUGGCCAUAGUAAAGGUCCUAUUCUUCACAAUCCUGCCUUUAGACACACAGGAUACAAUGGCAUUUAUGUUCCUAUGCAAGUGGAUGAUAUCAAAGAAUUUUUUAGAACUUAUACAAGCACUGACUUUGCUGGUUUUAGUGUUGGAAUUCCACACAAGGAAGCAGCAGUCAGCUGCUGUGAUGAAGUCCAUCCACUGGCUAAGUCCAUAGGAGCUGUAAAUACUAUAGUAAGGAGACCUACUGAUGGGAAGCUAGUUGGUUAUAAUACAGAUUGUGAGGCUUCUAUUACUGCAAUAGAGGAUGCACUAAGAGCAAGAACGGAGAUAAACUUAUGCAUUGAUUUCUGUGGAAAAUCAGAAAGACGGCCUACUAACAGGGGAGCAUUAGAUACUUCACCUCUAGCUGGGAAAACUUUUGUGUUGAUUGGAGCUGGAGGAGCAGGAAGAGCACUUGCUUUUGGUGCCAGUAGCAGAGGGGCUCGAGUUGUUGUUUUCAACCGUAAUUUUGAGAGAGCAAAGUCUCUUGCAAAUGCAGUUUCAGGAGAAGCACUACCAUAUAAAGCACUGGACAGAUUCCAGCGGGAGAAUGACAUGAUUCUUGCAAAUGCUUCUGCUGUCGGAAUGGAACCUAAUACGCACCAGAGUCCUGUUUCAAAGGAGGCCUUGAAAUCAUAUGAGUUGGUAUUUGAUGCGGUUUACACACCUAGAAAUACAAGGCUCUUGCAAGAGGCUAAGGAGGUUGGUGCAGUGGUGGUGAGUGGGGUUGAGAUGUUCAUCAGGCAGGCCCUUGGUCAAUUCAGGCUGUUUACUGGCGGCUUAGCUCCAGAGGCAUUCAUGCGCAAGCUCGUCUUGGAACAAUUCUAAUUGCAGGCCCUCAACAUGCUUCGUACAUAUUUCUGAUAUAGAGUUCUUCAUGAUUUUCCUCUAAGCUAGUGAGGUAAUGAAAUUGUGCAGCGUUCUGCUUGUUGCUGUGGCCAGAAGGGUCGAAUUCGCUAUAUCAGAAUCUGUAAUAUAUCAAGUAAAACUUAUGGAGAAUGAAGCCAGCCAUUCGCCUAAAAUGCCUAUUGUGGUCACUCUUGAUGAUAAACAAUUAUGUCUAGUUUGGUUACCUACAAGCCUAUCUCUUAAGGUUGUAGCAUUGCACCUUCUUUUCCUUUUUCUUUAAUAUUUUCAGAAUAAGUUUAUCAACAAAUUACGAUGGAAUGCUGUUGAGUUGGAA
Molecule: messenger RNA, 2265 nt
Organism: Ricinus communis (castor bean)
Lineage: Eukaryota; Viridiplantae; Streptophyta; Magnoliopsida; Malpighiales; Euphorbiaceae
Product: bifunctional 3-dehydroquinate dehydratase/shikimate dehydrogenase, chloroplastic
Exons: 10
Coding region: 273-1910 (545 amino acids)
Biological process (GO): shikimate metabolic process; chorismate biosynthetic process
Molecular function (GO): shikimate 3-dehydrogenase (NADP+) activity; NADP binding; 3-dehydroquinate dehydratase activity
Source: RefSeq, a predicted model, not a curated record